UCGAUCUCCUCAUCCUCAUUUUUUUUCACUCCUUACCUUUUUAAAUCCCCUCCUUCACUAAAUUCAACUCACAUUUCAAAUCUCUCUCUCAAAAUGGCUACUGAUAAACCCUCCCUUCCUCCCCCCACUCUAGCUCAAUAUCCAGAGCUAAUUUUGGGAGCAAUUGAAGCUCUUGAUGACAAAAAUGGAGCCAGCACGGAGGCGAUAUCGAAGCACAUAGAGUCAAUGUACGGCGAAUUACCCGCAGCACAUUCAACCCUGUUGUCUCAUCAUUUGAACAAGAUGAAGCAGACCGGAGAGCUCGUUAUGUACAAAAACAACUAUCUGAAACCCGACCCGACCCGGACUUCUCGCCGCGGACGCGGCAGGCCACCCAAGGCGAAAGUCUCGCCUGCAGGUGAUGUUCCGGUUUCGCCGCCGCGCUCACGUGGCAGGCCGAAGAAGGCUGUGGAGAGUGAGGCGAAAAAAUCGGGGACGCGUCCACGUGGCAGGCCACGGAAGAAUGUGGAGCCGAAGAGUGAGGCGAAAUUGUCGGAUCCGCGUCCCCGUGGCAGGCCACCGAAGAUUGUCGAUCCAGCGGGUGCUUCGUCUGAGAUUCGUCCACGUGGCAGGCCUGUGAAGGCGAAGAGUAUUGAUCAGGGAGCUCUGGUGCCUGUGAAGCGUCGUGGCAGGCCGGCGAAGAUUGAUUCGAGCGCUACCAAGACAUUGUCUCGUCCACGUGGCAGGCCCCCGAAGAAUUCGCUGGCCGGCCCGUCUCGAGGACGUGGCAGGCCGAAGAAUGCGAAAGCUAAGGCUCCUGUUGCUCCUAAAAUCUCAACAGGUCCUCGUGGUGGCAGGCCUCUGAAUGAUAAUGCAGAAGACUUUGAAGGCCCGAUUUCCCUGCCUGUGACAAACAGUCCGUCUUUGAGUGGAAGGAAGCGAGGCAGGCCGAAGAAGGAGAAAGAUGCAUCUGCAACACAGCCUGGAGCCAAGAGGGGAAGAGGAAGGCCCCCUAAAGAGACUUCGGUUUAACUGAUUCAUUAGAAGCUUAAUUGAUUGGUAUAACACUACACAUUAGUCGUAGAUGUAGUCAUGUAGAUUUGAGCGUUGCUAAUUUAAUCAAUUGUAGUUCUUGGAUUUAAAUUGUUGGGUGUAGAGAAUUGAUUACUGGUGGGAUUUAAUAUGCAAUUGUUAUGUGUAAAUUCUGGUUGUUGGGGGUGAGAAACUGGUUAAAACAUUUGAAAUGAAUUGAUUCCUCUUUGUAUU
Daucus carota subsp. sativus is the source of this 1245-nucleotide messenger RNA. RefSeq names its product HMG-Y-related protein A. Gene Ontology annotation, cellular component: nucleosome; nucleolus; nucleus. Bases 94 to 1011 code for a protein of 305 amino acids. Gene Ontology annotation, biological process: chromosome condensation; negative regulation of DNA recombination; nucleosome assembly. Gene Ontology annotation, molecular function: double-stranded DNA binding; nucleosomal DNA binding. The record is from RefSeq and is a predicted model, not a curated record. The transcript is spliced from 2 exons. NCBI's taxonomy places the organism in Eukaryota, Viridiplantae, Streptophyta, Magnoliopsida, Apiales, Apiaceae.